AAAGUACAAAAACCCUCUUAAGAGCGUCUAUCUGUUGAAUGACGCGUUUCAAUGGCGGCUAAUUGCUCUCCUUCCACCAUUAAUGCCACAAAGCACUGAGAAAGGAUCCUACUUGAUGACUCUGUUUCUUCCCAUUCACUGAUAACAAUCCAUCUGCUGCUUGAAGUUUGAGCAGUACAGCUGCACCGAGUUACGGUACGGGCCUCCAUGCUCUCCAUCCUCUUCUUCUCCACCUUCUUCCUCACUCUCUCCCUCCUCUCUCUCCUCUUCCUCUCCUUCUCUCUCUACACCAACAAGCUCCGCAGCCCCCGCCCCGAGUCCAAUCCCGACACAGCAGCAUGCAAAGACGACAGCAUCAGCCCACCCGCUCCAGAACUGUCAUUAGCGGAAUCCGAGGGCCUGUCCGGCCAGCUGGACCGGGAUUCGGACCCGGCUCAGGGCCAGGGCCCCAAAAGGAAGAAGAAGAGGGCGAGGAAGAAGAGCAAGAGGCCGGACUUGGAUAAGGAAGAAGAGCAGAGUAUUGGUGGGGGCGAUGAGAAGAAGGUGGUGGGAUCCGGAUUGAGUGCUGAUUUGGGUUCCCGGGACAAGCCCGAGCUGAUUUGCCUGUACCCUUUUACCUCCUCGGGCAGUGCCACUCAAAGGAGGAUCAAACAGCAGUACGAUGAGCUCGUGAAGUCCCACGAUUCCAAGGGGCUGGCACUUGCUCAGGUUGGCGAGUUUGCUAAAUGCUUGGUGGAGGCUAGAAAUGAGUUACAGCACAAGUCUGAGGUCAUUCACCGCAAAUUCUCAAUAGCUAAGGCUCUUCUUUUCAAGGCGGAUAAGUCCUCCUUUGACCGAGUUCGUCAGCAGAUAUAUAAGCUUGAGUUAGAACAGAAGAGGCUUGAGGAAGAUGCUUUUGUUUAUAAUUGGCUCCAGCAGCAGCUCAAAAUCUCACCCGCUUAUAAGAAGAUGCUUGAGAUCAGUGCCAGCAUGGAGUUGAAGGCCAAGUCGGGCGAGCUAGUGGAAUCUAAAGAUGCAGAUCUUCCUGAGAUUUCAUUCGAAGAGUUUUUAGCUCAAGAGAAGAAAGAUUCUUUUUGGCAGAAAUUCGGGAAAUCAAGAUCAUGCUCGGGCUGAGAAUGAUGUAGAUGUCGGGUCACCUGGGUACAACCCUCGGUGACUUCUAGUAUGUAUAUAUCCUGCAAACCCUCGCAGCACUAAAGAGAUCUCUCUCCCCGCUGCCUUUUGCUUUGAGCCUCUUCCCCAAGACAAACAGACACAAAGCCCUUUGAUCUUCGACUAAUCAGCUCGGCCCUCUUCGAGGCGAAAGUACAAACAUCAAGAUGACACAGAUGAUGGAGAAACUAUAAUCUUUGCCUCCUUAUGGAGUUGAUCUUUGAUAAGAAAAAGUUGAAGGCUUGAUAGAAUAUUGAUGGUGCGGUGCGCAUGGCCCCAAAUGAGAAUUUUUGGUUGCUUCUAUAUAGGCUUGACUUUGGCUUCUCUUUAACUUGUCAUAUUGCUUCUGUUUUCAGUGUAUUUACUCCUUGUGAGGUUAUAACAUCCAACUGAUAGUUGGGCCCUGUAGAACUUAGUGAAA
This is a messenger RNA of Punica granatum (pomegranate), 1573 nucleotides long. Lineage: Eukaryota; Viridiplantae; Streptophyta; Magnoliopsida; Myrtales; Lythraceae. The record is from RefSeq and is a predicted model, not a curated record.